Molecule: messenger RNA, 2370 nt
Organism: Colletotrichum lupini
Lineage: Eukaryota; Fungi; Ascomycota; Sordariomycetes; Glomerellales; Glomerellaceae
Exons: 21
Coding region: 1-2370 (789 amino acids)
Source: RefSeq, a predicted model, not a curated record
AUGCUAGGUCAGUCCGUCUUGGCCUCGAUUCAGCACAACUGUCUGGAGAAGAAGGGCAACGCGUGCUCGGAAGUCGAUCUGUUCUCCCGGACCAGUCACUCUGAUGAAGAGAAUGCUGCUAGAGACCCGACUGAAUCAGCCUACCCAAAGACGACAUGUCUGUAUUCGACCCCGAACUCCGUCUUCGACACGACCGGCAAGAUCGAAACAUGGCGACUGCUUGAACCAACCUGUUUCACGCCAGCGUGGGGCUCGUCAUCUUCCGAUAUCAAAAUUCACAAAGAUCUCGUCGUGCGGCUGUUAUAUCUGUUGAUGUAUCAAGAAGUGAGCCGUCUGUUGCUCCUCACGACAGCCUUGCUAUAUGAAGCCGUGAGAAGAUUUUCUCUUCAAAUUCCGGUCUCUCACGCGGCGAAGCAUUCAACAGUUAUAGCAAGUGAACCCUUCUUGGCUUGGUUCUGCCCAACGUUGUUUUCGGACGUACGAUGGCGGGUCUUUGACGACUAUGAUGAUCUACAAGAGAAAAUCGGUGAAGAUCAUGCUAUAAACUUCCUUAGACAUUCCGGCCCACUGCCGUUGAUGGAUACUCAUGCGAACAACCGGAGUUGCACGAAAGGUAGAGAGAAUGAGCGGUUAGCUCAAAGAGUCUUCUCCGAAACUAGCCCGUUUGAGGCGGUUGCUCUGGUCUCCUCAGUUCACAAUUCAUUGCUACCCAAUGAGUCUUUAGUGGUACAGGAGGAGCAUGCCUACGGCUCCUGGCUUGUUCAGAGAGCUCUACUAGAGGAUCAAAAUAAUGAAGACAUCGCAAGGCUGCUGAAGGAAUCUCUCCAUCGUGAGGUUCUUGAGGCGGCGAAUGUCGAGUUGACGGAGCAGCGCAUAUUUCGGACAACGUCGAAGCGAGAAAAGCUUCCCUCUGCAACUGGGCUCAUCUCAAUGUCUGUCACAUCUGUACUCGAUGUACGAUCUGAAAAGAGAAAGCGCCAGUCUGGGAUGAAUCUGUACCCGCCCUCCCUGCGGACUAGGAGAAACCAAAGAUCGUGCCCUUCCGAGGUCCAAUACAUGAAAAUAAGAGACCUUACGGCAAGGGCCGACAGCGACAGAGAAGGGAUAACGACCAGUGCUUUUCCGUCAACUACGAACCAGAACCACGUUGCACAGGCGUCACAUCUUCUCCCUGGCGACCUACUCAAGACGAACGAAGAAAAAAAAGUUCAAGGCCACAGCCGGGAACCACCCCAAAUAACUCUGCUGCGACCACUUGGUGGCUUUGCGGGAAGCAGACGUCAACCCCCGUUUCGCGUUGCCGCUGAACCAGGGGAGGGGCAGUUCGAUGCUCGACUACCUAGGUGGGUAGGCAGACUCGCAAGUUGCAACCUCAGAGUUGCAGCUGGGAUUCGUCGCUUGUUGGUGGGCAUGGCAUGGCAUGCGGGGACCGGAGGUGGAGGUGGGUUGAGGAUCUACUCCGUACCUCUCUGGAACAUGCCGAAUGCGCAGGCUUCCAUGUUGCAUUUAGGCGAGCGACACGGCGAGAGAGACACACCCGAGGUGGCCGGGGAAAAGCGUGGCCGCGACGUCUUCGGGUCAACGCGCCGAAGCCGUCUCAAAAUUGGACUCGUCGGUGUAGAACUGGCCGACUACGGUGGCUUAGCUCCCCGCACCAUUGGCUUCUCUUGUCGUCUGUCUGGACGAGGUGCGAGGACAAAAGCCAAGCGAUUCGAUGUCGAGCAGCAACACCCCGCCUUCGUCAAUCUGUACGGAAACUCCGUAUGGGUCGAGCUUGUUGAUGGAGCGACGAGGGGGUUUCCUUUCAUGUUUCAGCCCAUGCAGGGUGCCGGCCAGAAGGGAGCUUUUGUGCUGCUUGCAAAUAAAUGUUCUGACAACUUUCCAAACGAGAUGGAAAGGCCAUGUUGCUGGAGCCUCGUCGCCAUGGCAGAUUUCUUCAUCGACAAACCCAUUUUAUCGCCGCGAUACAAACAAGAAAGCUCCUAUGGGCUUCGCAUUGCUUUAUUUCGUCGUGUUGUCAUUGCCCCUCUGACAGCCCAUUGCAUCAACUCUCUGCGGCGUGCCACCUUCUUCAAUGCUACGACGCACCACUUACGACGGGCAAUGGCAGAGAAGAUGCGGCCAAGAGGCUCCUCGGAGGGAUCCAACGACGGAUUCGCCCAGGAUGUCAAGGUGCCGCAAUGCAACGAAGCUGACACCUGGUGGGCUCGCGGUCAAGGUGUUCCUCGAAUGAAACGGAAGCCCGAGUUUUCACAUCUUUUUUUGCAGUGGCCGUUGCAACCCUCGCCGGAUAAGGUCCACAGGCAAGUGUUGCGUCAUACUCAUUAUCCGGAAGCCAUUUACGGCAGACUGCAAGAGGCACUCUGCUAA